CGGUGCGCGUUGACGCAGCGGGUGGCAGCUGGUGCGUCAGGAGGAGACCGAGAUGCCACAACAGCAGCAUCACCGGCCGCUGACUCCGUCUCAUCUGCUCCCCGUCGGUUCCGCUCCUUACUGGGUCGCCGCUCAUGCUUUGGCCGCGUAGCAGCGCGUCAGUCCGGGCCGUGAUCGGAGGAGAGAAGCGUCGGAGCGGCGGCAGCAUCUGGAGGAUGCUCUGGGGUUUCCCAGCAGCCCCUUGAAGAUGAGUGUGACGUCAUGGUUCCUGGUGAGCAGCUCGGGGACUCGGCACCGCCUUCCCAGGGAGAUGAUAUUUGUGGGCCGAGAGGACUGCGAGCUCAUGCUGCAGUCUCGCAGCGUCGACAAACAACAUGCCGUCAUCAACUACAAUCUCACCACCGACGAGCACCUGGUGAAGGACCUGGGCAGCCUGAACGGGACGUUCGUGAACGACCUGAGGAUCCCUGAUCAGACGUACAUCACCCUCAAACUGUCCGACAUCAUCCGUUUUGGAUACGAUUCUCAUGUCUACAUUCUGGAGAAAAGUCAACACAAAGUCCCAGAGGAGGCUCUGAAGCAUGAGAAGUACAGCAGUCAGCUGCAGAUGAGCCUGAAGUCUUCAGAGAAGGAGACGGAUGUGGAGGACCGAGCAAGACUGGAGAAAACCCUUAGUACAAAGAGUACACAAGAGAUCCCGGUGAGUCGGCCCACUCCUUUGUACGGUCAGCCAUCUUGGUGGGGAGAAGAGGAUUAUCCAAGUAAAGUUCAAACCAGCGACGAACCUUAUGAAGAAGUCCAGAGAGAUGCUUCGUUGGUGGACCUGGACUUUACCGGAUCUGAAUCUCUUGCAGAACCCCAACCAAAGACCGCGUUCCCCCCGUACCACCGAGAGCCCAGCUACUUUGAGAUUCCCACCAAGGACUUCCAACAGCCUAACACUUUGGGCUUGGAGCUUCACGAGAUUCCCACCAAGGACACGGACACACCUAGAGCCUCUUCGCCCCCUCCAACUGCGACCCCGCCGGUGGUCCAAAGCCACGCCUCUUUCACCAUCGAAUUUGACAACUGCAUGCCAGGCAGGAUCAAGAUCAAGGACCACGUAACCAAGUUCACCAACCGGCAGGGGAAGCAGCAGGCUCCGCUCAACUGCCAUGCCCUCACCAAAGCCACACCCACAGACAUGAUGUCAGUGGAAAGCAAAGUGGCUGAUUGGCUGGUCCACAGCGAUGUCAGCAUCAUGAGAAGACGUCCGACGUGUGAAGAUACUUACAGCACCAAGAGCGACCUAGCCGUCAACAUCAAGACGCUUAGAGGUCACCAUCACGAGGACGGGACACAGAGCGACUCAGAGGACCCUGUACUUUCAGAUGGAAGAAGUAAGUCUCACCACUCCAUCAAAUCAGAGCAGUCAGAUGCGCCGCACCCAUCAGAGCCCUCUGUCCAUGCCCAGUCGCCUCCAUCGCAGCCACUCAGCGAGCCGGUGCGGUUCUCUCCACUUGGACCUGCACCUUCUCUACCUUUCCCUACUGAGCAUCUUCUUUCCCAGAGUCCUCCUCAGGAUCAGUGUCCCGCCACAGACAAGCCUAAACAGUGCCCCCCAGAGCACCUCACCCAGCAGGCCUUUGUCAUCGAGUUCUUUGACGACAACCCCCGCAAAAAGCGCUCACAGUCCUUUACACACAACCCGGGCCAUGCUGAUUCCUACUCCGCCCUGAAAGCCAAGCUGGAGCGCCGGAAGGGCGGCGAGAGGCCGGCGUCUGUGCACGGUCACCUCCCUCACACCCAGCAGGUGACAGUUCCUCUGAAGGGCCAAGGUCACGGCGGCCCCCAAAGGUCGAGCUCUCUGAAGAGGGAGAAGACCGAGGGGGAGGUGGCCCCCUCCGGAUCCUCCUCACGCUCCUCCUCAGGUAUCACCGUCAAACCCUUCGGCAGCGUUGGGAAGAAGUCCAAGCUGGCCCAAGAGUUUGCUGCUGAGUUCUUGAAGGAUUCUAUCAGGCAGGAUUCCUCCCCGACGAAGGAUAAGAUGCCACCCCCCCCGAUGUCUGCCCCACCAGUGAUGGUGUCGCCUGCGCGGGGCAGAAUUCCCUCCCCCCAAGAGUCUCUGGCACCUUCCUUGGUGUCCUUUCCCACUUCCCACUUGCAGCCCCCAGCAACGUCAAAGUCCUCGACCCCCCUCCAUGCUGCUAUCCAGAACCCCUCUCCAGUCCACUCCUGCGGGCCUCCCGUGUCCCCCGUGCUGCCCUUGGGCAUCCGACUAGGAGACCCCAAAGUUUCCCCGAGGAUGAUUAGGAACGAGGAGGACGACAGCCUGAGUGACGCAGGGACCUACACCAUCGAGACAGAGUCGCAGGACCAAGAGGUGGAGGAAGCUCGCAACAUGAUCGAUCAGGUGUUUGGUGUCCUCGACUCUCCAGAGUACAGUGGUGUGAACACUGGAGUCUAUAGACCUGUAAUAAAUGAUGGCAAGGAUGAGCAAGCUAACCUGCCUAGUGAUGGUAGCACUGUGGACCAGUUGCAUGGCUUUAUCCCAACUGCUAUCAGCGGCCCCCCAACAGUCCCCACGCAGGUUCCGUCUGCUCAGCCAGCAGGUCCAGACAGACCGAAGUGGGUCUCACGUUGGGCAAGUCUGGCGGAUGGUUACGCUGAGCCCGGCUCCAAUGUGCCUCAGGGGGAAUGUAUGGAAGAUUUGCGCUUGGUGAGCCGGUCGAUGGUGAAUAACAGCUACGAUAAUUCGGAGUCGGAGUCGAGCCACAGCUCCAGAACCAGAAGGCUGCUUCCCCAAGUGCCUCCAGAAAAGCUAGACAGCAUUUCCCCGAGUAUCCUAAUCUGCCACGAGGGCUUGCAGGAACCUCUGGAUAGGGUCACCAAUCCUCCAUAUACACAGGACUCCACCCUGCGCCUGUGCGUUCAGGAUGAUGUGGACCCGGACAGCCUGAGUGACGCUAGUCGCUCAGAUGAUGGGCCAGUUCUGGAGAACACAAGUAAAAAACAGCCCAAGACCGGAUCUUUGUCCAAGGGGGUAGCCGGUCCUCCGUUCAAGGAUCCAGAGAAAGUGUCUCCCUCCUCCAAACCUACCUGCUUCUACAUCGGUUCUGACGACGGUCCUGGAAAAUCCGACCAGGCCUGGAGCCCGGUGCAGUUGGACAGGACCCGCGAUCCCCCAACAAAACCUCCCGCUACCACCGUGCUUAUCCGACACCUGAGCGGACAUGAACCCAGGAAGGCCGGCGUCAAACCCAACAGCUCCGCUCCGGAUCUCAAGAUACAGGACAAGGAUUACGUCCCUACUACAGACGUCUGCGUGUCCUCCAUUGUCCGGCAGGAGAGCUUCACAAAGGACCGGCCCAGCGAUACCGUACAGAUGAAGAAGCUCCCGCACAUCUCCAGCCACCCAUCCCUCAGAGAUAUGGAGCAGAGGAGGGAGGCCAUCCAGGACCCGGGGUCCUUCCUUCGGGAGGGAACUCCGACCUCCCUGGACUCUAAGUUACCCUCGUCUGGCUCUGGUCGUAGCUCGAAGAAAGGUGGCUCCUCCACCCACAUGGACGACUCCUUGUCCGGUGAGUCGGACGUCGACACUGCGAGCACCGUGAGCCAGGUGAGCAGCAAGAACGCCCCAAUAAGCUCCACCUCCAAGAAGUGCGCCUCCAUUGGUGUACUCCAGAAGGAGAAGUCCUCCUCUGGCUCUUCGGUCCAGCAGAAGGGACGACAGCUCUCCGCCCGCGAACGUCUAUCUGAGAAACGCCGGAACCAGACAGUCGUGGACCCGUCCAGCAAAGCGGAGGCAGCAAAGCGCUUCCAGAUGCGGCGCAGCACAGGGACCCGCGGGUCUCUGGACCUCUCGCAGGGUAAACGGGGAUCUACUCAACACUGGACCGAAACGACAUCAUCCGAUCAUGAGGUCUCCCGGCCUACUGGCCGCGGCAAGAAAACGGUCGCUCCUUUUCAGAAGGAAGACGAUGGGAAGACACCCAGGGCCGCGACUCAGCAAGUUCUGACUCGGUCCAACAGCCUCUCUGCACCGCGGCCUACUCGCGCCUCCAUGCUCCGCCGUGCCCGCCUUGGUGAGACCUCAGACAACGAAGGUGCGGAGACGGACCGGGGCUCCCAGAACUCCGAUCACGUUGCCGCAACAAAAGUGUCGGCCGACGGGAGGAAGCUGUCCCGGCUAGAUAUCCUGGCGAUGCCGAGGAAGAGGACCGGCUCUUUCACGGCUCCCAGCGACACAGAGACUGCUUCCGCCAGCCGCUCUGCCAACCACAACUCAGAACCCGGCACCCGGAUGAGGUCCGUGGGCGACGCCCGCCAGACCGCCAGUAAAGGGGGAGUAGUUACAGGGAAGCAAUCGCGGACUCGGUCUAGUGGAGCCAAGUACACCACCGCCGGUUCCCGCCGCAGACAGAAGGGGUCCGACUCCUCCUCCUCUGAGGGUGAGUGCCCAAACGGUGUCGUGAAUCCCAAAACCAAGCGCUCAUCCCACCCGCCUUCCGCCACCCAGACGCAGCGCCACCGGGCCAAUGCCACCCGGUCUAAGUCAGUAUCCGUGGAGACGGAGGAGGACGCGGACCCAAGUGAAGUGGACCCGUAUCAGAACUGGUCCACGCACAGCGCAGAGAUCGCCAAGCUCAGUCAGGAUCUGGCUAAGGAUCUGGCCAUCCUUGCAAAGGAGAUCCACGAUGUCGCCGGAGAUGGAGAUGGAGACUCGCCCAGCGUAGAGAACACCACCUACCACAACAUGCCAGCCUCCACCAUCUCCGCCAAGGAGGAGAGGGCAUCUUAUCCAUACCUGUGUGGGGUUGGACCAGCUAAGCUGGUCCAACAUAUCCCCGAAGCCAGUUUAAAUUACCAGAAGGUUCCUCCGGGUUCUGCCGCCAUCUCGGAUCUGGACUUGAACAUGAAUGAGCCAGAGCCCGGUUCAAAGCUCCGCCGCCUGUGCAACCGUGAAGAGGUUAUUCUGGACAACCUGAUGUUGAACCCCGUGUCCCAGCUGUCUCAGGCCAUUCGGGAGAACACGGAACAGCUGGCAGACAAAAUGAAGGUUCUUUUCCAGAACAAGGCUGGGGUCUGGGAGGAGAUCGAGGCUAAGAUCAACGCUGAGAACGAAGUCCCCAUCCUGAAAACCUCUAACAAGGAAAUUACAUCGAUUCUGAAAGAGCUGAGACGAGUCCAGAGACAACUGGAAGUGAUAAACACCAUCGUGGAACCCGGCGGGGUUCUCCAGAUAGCGGCUGCCGGGACGUCGUCUCUCGCUCAGACUCGAUCGUACACCCGGGAGAAGAAACCUGCUUCCAAACCGCACAGCGCCACCCCGACCUCCAACGCCAACACAAGCACCAGAAGACCACCUCGUGGACCCGAAGGGGCCCAUUAUGUGGCCUGAGCCGCCCCGCUUGCUGAAGCACCCGUGGGGCGUAGCCAUGAAUUCUCACAGUCGCCGCCACAUGCCCAGCCUCUUUCCAGUGAUCAGCUGACCGGGUUACCAGCUGUAGCACCCGUGAACACCAAAUCCAUAUGGCGGUUGACCAGCUGUGUCCCAGUUCCAUACCAAACACCAAUAGUAUACUGUGCUACUCCUUUCUCAUAGUAUGGUGUACUAGUACACCGAUGGAGGUCAAACCAGAACCCAGAGUUCAAUGUGUGGGUUCGACUGCCCUUUAAGCCGGUGGUGAGGAGGAAGACUGCAGUCCACUGAAUGUUUAGAUACAUCCUCCAGAUGAUUAGACACAGUAAUUCAUAAUAUAUCAGGGUCCUACUCAUAUAUCCUCCUGUUUGAUCACUAAACGGAAAGUAAUGCCUUUCUACAACCUGAACAUAAGUUUAACAAGAAGAACUUUUUCUGAAAGAAUCAAUAAGAUUAUUCAUGACUUUCUGGUUCCCGGUCUUCCUGGGGGGGUUCACGGUGCUCCAGAUCCUGCAGGGGGUCCUAAGGUGGUCCUAAUCUUUCUGGGUGUCACAAGGUGUUCCCUUGGAGCAGUGCAUUUGAGGACAUCAGUCAUUAGUAGCUGGGACACAACUGAAGUUAAUGACUUAUCCCAUUGUCACAUGUCCCAUUGUGGGACACCUGCUGCUCCGCAGACGCUCGUUGAGUUGUGAAUUCAUGGUUCAAUAAAAUAAGUCUGUAGAAGCUUUGGCGUUGCUGAACAACAUUUAUUGAAAUACACAACCUGUUGAUCGAUCGGCUUUGUGCUUUAAUCAUCUGCUGCGGCACCUCAUUUGAUCAGAUGAUCUGUUGUGUUUUUGUAUGUAGAAGAAGUCUUGUUAUAUUGACUGUAAAUGGUCUGAAUGCCUGGAGUUCAAACAGUCGAUUACCCUGAUGGUCCUUAAAUGCAUCGCCUUCCUCAAAUGCAACUGAUGAAAAGAUGUUGUGUUUUUGUUUCACUUUUGUCAAACUGUGAACUGUACUAGGAAUGAUAAUAAUAACAAUAAUAAUAAGAUACAGAAGCUUUGAGAUAAAUACAAUCAUUAUUAUGUGUUCAGUUUGGAAAGAUCCAACCAGAGAAACACAACCACAGACGAUCUACCUGACCUGUCUCAUGGGUUCAGUUCAUUCACAUAGGUUUAUAUGUGAACAACCCAUAAUAACCUCCUGUCUGACAAUAGAAACCAUGAGUGUGAAAUCAUCUUGAGGUAUAGGGGUUCUUCAUCUACAUAGUUUAAUGAAUGAAAAUUGAGCCAGAUGUUUUUAUGUAAACAUGCUGACAAAAAACAGGAAUUUAGGAGGUAACAACGUAUUUAUAGUUUCACCUGCUGGGAACACCUACUCAGUGUGUGUGUGUGUGUUUGUUCACAUUUCAUAUUUCAUUGGGUUCAUCGGGUCUAGGACCCAGUUAGCCUAGCUUAGCACAAAGAAUGGAGGCGGACGGAAACUGCUGAAACUUUUAUUUUGUAAGGUGAAUGUUUCCUGUAGGCAGUGAGGGAUUGAGGCCAGUUCACCAAAUGUGCACUUUUUUAUUUAACAGACACCUGGCUUUUUAUUUUGACAGUUGUGCUUUUUUAUUUUGACAGUCCAUUGAGUUUAUCGGCCCACAAUACAAACCUGAAUGGCAGCUGCUGUGAUGAUUUUAUUGCUGCUGUAGCAGGUGAUUGGUCGGCUGUGUUUUGUUGCAUGUGACUGUUUCCUGUUAAAAAAAAGCUUUUUUAUGCUCAUUUAUUUAUUGUUUGUAUCAUAGAAUCAUUUGUAAUAAAGUGGUCUCAUCUGAUGCUUGAUGACAUGAA
Pungitius pungitius (ninespine stickleback) is the source of this 7215-nucleotide messenger RNA. RefSeq names its product centrosomal protein 170Bb (gene cep170bb). Bases 248 to 5380 code for a protein of 1710 amino acids. Lineage: Eukaryota; Metazoa; Chordata; Actinopteri; Perciformes; Gasterosteidae. Gene Ontology annotation, molecular function: protein binding. The record is from RefSeq and is a predicted model, not a curated record. The transcript has 20 exons.